Molecule: messenger RNA, 785 nt
Organism: Momordica charantia (bitter melon)
Lineage: Eukaryota; Viridiplantae; Streptophyta; Magnoliopsida; Cucurbitales; Cucurbitaceae
Product: glutaredoxin-C1-like
Source: RefSeq, a predicted model, not a curated record
UCCUCUUCUUCACUUUUUGCUUCUUCUCUCUCUCUAUCUCUCAAUCAACAACCGGAAAAUGCAGUACCAAGCACACCAGUACGGCGCUUCAUCUUCUUCCUCCUCCCGUAUCGGAGCUUCGGCCAACGACAUGCUGCGGCAGAUCGAGCGGAUGGCGGCGGAGAACGCGGUAGUCGUAUUCAGCGUGAGCACGUGUUGCAUGUGCCACGCUGUCAAGAGGCUCUUUUGUGGAAUGGGAGUGAACCCAACUGUGUACGAGCUCGACGAGGACCCGAGAGGGAAGGAGAUCGAGAAGGCCUUGACAAGGCUGAUAGGAAGCGGCUCCUCCCCCGUCCCCGCCGUCUUCAUCGGCGGGAAACUCAUUGGCUCCCUGGAUAGAGUCAUGGCCUCCCAUAUCAACGGCUCUCUCGUCCCCCUCCUCAAAGAUGCUGGCGCUCUCUGGCUCUGAACCUCCAAGAGCAAUUCUGUCAGUUACUAAAAGGUUACUGAUAUCUUGACCGGUUGAAAUACACGUUCGAGUUUGACAAUAGUAAUGCAAGUGAAAAAAAACAAGUAAGAAAAAAAAAAGGAGGAAGAGGAGAUUUCUAGGAAAUUUAUGUAAUACACAUAACUUGAAAGUGGCCUAUAUAGCUCCCUCCUCUGGAAAAGGAAAUUGGAAAAAGGAAAAAAAAAGUGUAAUUUUCUUCCAUUUUGAAUUUAUUUGCCUUCUCUGUGGCUCAAGAGGUGGGUUUCUUUCUAACCCAGUGAGCUAAUUAUAUAUUCUCAAUGCAUAAAAAAUGGAAAUG